Onthophagus taurus is the source of this 3771-nucleotide messenger RNA. RefSeq names its product mutS protein homolog 5. The record is from RefSeq and is a predicted model, not a curated record. NCBI's taxonomy places the organism in Eukaryota, Metazoa, Arthropoda, Insecta, Coleoptera, Scarabaeidae. Gene Ontology annotation, molecular function: mismatched DNA binding; ATP binding; ATP-dependent DNA damage sensor activity. Gene Ontology annotation, cellular component: nucleus. Gene Ontology annotation, biological process: chiasma assembly; mismatch repair.
UUUCAAAAAUGUCGGAAAGCGGUGAAAUUGUUUUCGUUAUCUCCAGAAAAGGUGGUGAUUCCUCAACGGGAAUUACAAAUACAGAUUCAAAUCCGAUUAUAGAAGAAUCAGAAAUCAUCGAAUCCCAAUACGUUUUAUCAAUAAUAUGGAGUAGCGGAACUUUAGGAGCUUCUUAUUACGACAUAACCACAAAACAGUUAUUUAUUUUAACGGAUACGAUUGAUUCUUAUCCAAAAUUUGCGAAUAUUCGUAGUUUAUUAAGACAAAUGGAAUAUAAGCAUAUAAUAACAAUUGGAAAUCCCUGCGAUGAUUUCGUAAAAUUAAUAAUUGAUUUUAUUAAUAAUAAAGGAGAUGAAUCGGAUGAAUCUGAUCAAAUAAGAAGAGUCCCAGAAAAAUUAACUUUAUUACCUCCGAUGGAAUAUUCUUCUUCUGCUUGCGAAGUAAAAAUUCUUAACUUAAAUCUUCCGGGGAUGGGCGACGAGAAAAAUGAAGUUUAUUUACAUUCAUUAAUCGAUUUCAACAAUCGAUUAUCCAUUCAUUCUUUAGGAGCGUUAAUUAAGUUUAUCGAAAUGAGUUGGAUUUACUUAGUUGGAGAUGAUGUACCUAGCGUUAAAUUUAUUCAUAUCAAUCAAAUUUCAAUGUGUAAUCAAGUUUAUAUUAGCAACAAUACCAUACAGAGUCUUAAAAUUUUUCAAAAACACAGUCAUGAUGCUAAAUUUAAACACGGCAGCGUAGCAGGUGAUAAAGAAGGCUGUAGCGUUUAUAAUUUAUUCGCUCAAAAGUGUAAAUCUAAUUUAAGUGUUCUUAGAUUAAGGAGAUUGCUUUUAUCACCUUUAAAAGACAUAAACGAGUUAAAUAAACGACUUGAAUUCGUUGAAUUUUCCGGUAAAUUAGAGAAUUACACUUUUAUUGAAGCGUUACAAGAAAAUUUAAAAGGAAUUCAAGAUAUCGAACGUGUUAUACGUAGAAUAGAACAUACUCGUGGUAAAAGUUAUGAUUGGGAAAGUUUAUAUAAAACAGUUUAUAACACCCUGUACAUUUAUGAGCUAUGCACUCCCUAUACAGACAAAGCCAAAAUUUUUUUGGAUUUUACCUCAUCGAUAUCUAAAGAUCUUUACGUUAUUGAAAAUUGUAUUCGAGAUUCAUUGGAUUUUAGUAAUAGAGGUUAUAAAUAUAGACCGAUUCUUAAACCUGGAGUUGAUGAAGAAUUAGAGAAAAAAAAAAUGUUACGACAUGAAAUGGGAAAAAAUAUCCGUGCUGCUGCUAAUUUCACUCUGGAUCAAUUACCGGAUUGUUUUGAUCAAUGCACAGUAAUUUAUAUACCGGAAAUGGGACAUUUAAUAGCAGUAAACAAAACGGAAUUUAAUAAAAAUCCAAUUCAAUUAGAACAUUUAGGAUUCGAGUUUAUUUUUGAAGUUCGGGAUUUAUUUCAUUAUAAAAAUGCAAUAUGUAAAGAAUUAGAUAAACACAUGGGACAAUUACAUAAUGAUAUAAUCGAACAUGAAAUAAGAAUAAUUCAACGUCUUUCCGGAUUAGUAUUAAAAUCGAUAAAAUCGAUUCAAGAACCACUAAGAAUUCUAUCAUUAAUUGAUUGUUUAAUCGCAAUGGGAUUGGUGGCUAAAGAAAACAAUUAUGUGCGUCCGAUUUUAAACGUUGAAAACGAAAUAGAGAUUGUGGAAGGUCGACACGCUUUAUUCGAAAUUGAAUGUAAUAAUUUCGUUCCAAACGAUUAUUUUUCUGGGGGAAAUUCGCCGAAAAUUAAGAUAAUAACUGGACCAAAUAGUUGCGGAAAGAGUUCGUAUUUAAAACAGAAUGCUCUUUUAAUGUAUUUGGCGCAUAUUGGUUCUUUCCUACCUGCUACUUCGGCUAAAAUUUGUAUAAUGAAUACGAUCCAUAUAGGAGGAAAAGCGAAUGAAUCCGCUUCCUUGCCACUUUCAGCUUUAACGAUUGAUUUAACACAAGUUUCUCAAGCUUUUAACAUAGCCUCAACACCUAAUUCUUUAGUUAUAAUCGACGAAUUUGGAAGAAGCACCUCUGGAUUGGAUGGUUUAGCUUUAUUAACAUCUGCUAUAAAUUAUUUUUUGAAGCAGGGUGAUAAUUGUCCCCAUCUGUUAGUUGUAACGCAUUUACAACAAAUUCGUGAAUUAAUAGAACCAUCAUCAUUAUUAUCUUAUCACACAUUUGACUUUGCUAGAAAUGACCAUGAUAUUAUAUUUUUAUUUAAAUUAAUUGACGGAUUGAGCGGAAGUUUUACUUUCGAUAUUGCUUCAGCAGCUGGUUUAGAUAAAUCAGUUGUUGAUAGAGCUAAAGAAAUUUAUCAAGCUAUGAUGAAUGGGACUGAUUGGGCACCAAAUAAUAGUAAUCUAAAUGAAUAUGAUAUUAAUUAUUAUUUAAACAUUAAUAUUCCACCAUUGGAUGAUUAAUUAAUUAUGUUAUUUUUGUGUUAUUAUGGAUUUAGAUUAAUUAACAGUAGCAGUAGAACUAGAAACAUUAAAGUUUACCAGUGCCUUAAGACAGCAACAUCUGACUGAGCCCUUUACCCUUAUCUAUCUAUGGACAGCGUGGUACGUGGUUUGACGUAUUAAUCCGAUGCUGACGUCACUUUUACAAAAAUCCUUUUAAUUUAUCUAUUCUCCAAUAGAUGGCGACUUAAAUUGAAUUCAAAUUCAAUAAUUCAAAACUCAAAAAAAAAUCCUUGAUACUUUUUCCAACAUGAACAUAAUAAAACAUUUCAAAAACUAUUUUUUUUAAUUAAUACUGAAUAAUUUUGCAAUAACUCAAUACCGAGUCAAUUAGUACUUAAAAAAAAGACAGUGCGGUAACGCUUAACAUUACAUAAUAAAAUAUUGGUUCAUGGUCACGUUAAAACGCUCAGUCAAUGUACGCUGUACGCCAUUCACUUCUAAAUCGAUUUCUGGUAAAUGUAACGGAGUCGUCGCCGUUGUCUUCUCUCACUACAUUCUUAAAAAAAACAAUUUACACAACAUUUUAUUUGUAGUUACCUAACACAGAAGCUAUCGAUUUCUUUCUUUAUUAAACGUUCUUUUAUAAUUGUUAUAAAGACCGUCUCAGUUCUUCAAAACGAAAUCUCCAACUCGUUGGAACACCGCGUUGUUGGACUUAUUGUUAUUACGAAAAGCUUCUUACGUAACAUCAUCGAGGCGAGUUACGUUGUGUAAUCCAACUGCUCUAUUAGUAAUCAAGUAAUCGUAUUUAUCGUGAUUCACAAGAAUUUUGUAAAAAGGUUGCAAACCCACCUUUUUAGUUAUACCGAUCUAUAUCAUUUUUUUUUAUAAAUCAUUGUAAAUUGCGUCAAAAUUUACGUAUAAUUUACGUACACAUUACGUGGCGUUGCGUAAAACCUCGUUAUUCUUUUUUGUAUUUCAAGCAUAAUAAAUACGUUACGAUUACUUUGGGUUUGUAUUACGGUGAAUGCAACACAUACACAUAAAAAAACAGUUUAUGUCGAGUGCAAUGUGGGUUAUGCAAAACUACGGCAGUACUCACGAUCCGUUCUCUAAUCAUAGGAUAUAAAUCGAAUUUGAUUCUAACACGGAGUCUAUUAUAUGUACAGGGUGAUUUAGUGUUAUAAGAAUUUUUAGAUCACAAUAGAAUUAAAGAUGUUAUAUAAACAUUUUUGGCUCACCUGUUCGCCACGAAACACUUUAUUUUAGUAUUUUAAAAAAUAUAUAAAUACCUAAGUAAGUAGUGGGUGGCAUAAGAGAAAUAAAAUACUUUCACUGGGGCAGAUUAUAAAGUUUAACAAAAAAU